AUGGACGCCACUAUAGCCGACCCGGGUUGUUGGCAAGGAGAAAAUGUCGAUGAGAUCGAGCAUCUGCUUAAUUUCGCUGGUCCAGUCAACAACGGAACCAAUGCGAGGAACACGAACAGGUCGAGACCUGGCAGGCCGCUGGCCUGCACUAGAUGCCACGCCCAGAAGCUCCGAUGUGUUCGUUCGAAUCUUGAUCCGCAUGCCUGCAAUCGAUGUCUGUCUGCGACUCUUGAAUGUGUCGAACGACGGCCGCAACGGAUGGGCAGACCAGUGGAUGUCGGUACACAAGUAUCUCAAUCUCGAAUUCGAUCAAAACCCGGUCUAUCUCAAAGUAGCAACAUCGAUAAAACACUGUGGUCUCCUAUACGUACAGGAAGGCGACAGAGAAGCAUUGAUAUUGGCCCCUCGAGCGCGUCCCCAUCUGAUAUACGACUUGGGUUCGACUGUACCACAACGCCGUUUGUAGAUGACGGUGCGUCCGGUCUUGAGUGGUGGACAAGAUGCUUGAUUCCCGAGGAACCAUCUUUUUCCUAUAGCACCGAAGGCAGUACCCAGACUGUCGACAGCUUUUUGAUGAUGUCAGAUCAAAAGGCGGAAGAAAUGAACUUCGGUUUGUCGUUUGUCGAUUCCGAAUCCAUGGGUCUCUCCGACAAAGCACAUGUGGACCGUCUAUUAAAACCCAACGGCAAAAGCAAGUCUUCAUUGGAAUCUCAUGAGAUGUUGGACAGUGGACCGAACCUCGAAUGUGUUCUCGACGACCCUGUCGAGCAUCUAUCGAACGUACACCUCAAACUCUACAAAUGUCUCACAUUGGCCAAGUCGGUGGAGAAGCAGAUCAAACGUCAGCUUCGUGAAAUGCCAAAGCCGCCCACAGAGCCCAUCGAUACAAGUUGGUCUGAACAUUUAUUUCACACGACGGAAGUUUUCAUAAAAGCUCUGGCAGCUUAUGCCAACGGCGUCAAUCCUAGCGCGGACAACAUCAGCGACAUCGACAUGAUGAGGGACGGGCUGGACACGGAAAAAAUUGUCCAAGUCGUCGAUACGGCAACGGGGCUCAUGAUUGUGAGUAGCUAUGUGCGUCUGCUGCAGAUCUUCGAUGUCUUGGUUCUUGCACUCGAGAAGUCGCUAGACAUUGAGUUCCCCAGUGGGUAUGUCCAGAUUCGCUUUGGCGACUUCGUACCCACUGCGAACAAGGCUUUCGGCAGCCGCUUACUCGGACAGUACCUGCUGCAUCUACUGAAUAGCAUGUCGGAAGUGGUUGGUAGGAUCGUGGCAUCGCGUCAGCCCUAUGCUAAAGCCGUUAGUGACAGUCGAACGGUUGGGGCGGAGCUGAAGGAACGCAUAUUGUCAUUAUUGCAGUAA
Molecule: messenger RNA, 1362 nt
Organism: Cucurbitaria berberidis CBS 394.84
Lineage: Eukaryota; Fungi; Ascomycota; Dothideomycetes; Pleosporales; Cucurbitariaceae
Exons: 1
Coding region: 1-1362 (453 amino acids)
Biological process (GO): regulation of DNA-templated transcription
Molecular function (GO): zinc ion binding; DNA-binding transcription factor activity, RNA polymerase II-specific
Source: RefSeq, a predicted model, not a curated record